This is a messenger RNA of Eruca vesicaria subsp. sativa (arugula), 594 nucleotides long. NCBI's taxonomy places the organism in Eukaryota, Viridiplantae, Streptophyta, Magnoliopsida, Brassicales, Brassicaceae. The record is from the annotation of a GenBank genome assembly.
AUGGAUGGUAAGAUAUAUGUGACUGGAGAGAACUCUACCACCUCCGAAAAUUUUGGAGAGGUUUACGACCCAAAUACACAAACCUGGGAGCCUACAAGUGUCAGAACACGCGAUCUACCCAAUCACACCGACCAACAAGAUGUCACCAUGUAUAUCCGACAUGGAGAAGGUUAUUACAGUUCCACGAUUUGCUUCAUAGCCUCAGAUGUUUUCAGUUCCACCAGGUCGUCCUUGGUAGAGACAAAGAAAUUUUUUUGGUUGGGAGCAAUGGUUCGCAAUGGUGAACUACGCUGCGGUGUCUUAUCUCAGUGGGUUAAAGUUGUAGGACUUGAAGCAAUAUCCUCUAAUUAUCUUAUUUCGGUGACCAACUCUGGCCAAGAUGAGGGAGUUAUAGUUUGGUGGAAGACUAAUUAUGCUAUGGAAUGUAAUACUGAGAUUUGGUGUGCUGAGAUUUUGAUUAAGAUUUACGAUCACAAGACCAUUCGGGGAUCCAUUGAGUGGUCUGAGAAUGUGUUUACCUUCCAGGGAUGUCAUCAAUCUGAUGAUGCUUCCAAAUUCAUGUUGCAUUCUGCUUUAGUAACUCAUGAUUAUUGA